Messenger RNA from Ilex paraguariensis (yerba mate), 1027 nucleotides. NCBI's taxonomy places the organism in Eukaryota, Viridiplantae, Streptophyta, Magnoliopsida, Aquifoliales, Aquifoliaceae. The record is from the annotation of a GenBank genome assembly.
AUGCUUCUGUUGGCAAUCUUAUUUCAGGAUGAUACAACAUUUGAGAAGCAAAGUGCUCUAUUUGCUUUGGCGAUUUCAGACAUUUUACUGAUCAACUUGUGGUGCCAUGAUAUUGGUCGGGAGCAGGCUGCCAACAAACCCCUUCUGAAAACAGUAUUUCAGGUUAUGAUGCGUUUAUUUAGUCCUCGCAAAACUACCCUUCUCUUUGUAAUACGCGACAAAACAAAGACCCCACUUGAAUAUUUGGAGCCUAUUCUGAGGGAAGAUAUUCAGAAGAUUUGGAGUACUGUUCCCAAACCCCAAGCUUACAAAAACACUCCUCUCAGCGAAUUUUUCAAUGUGGAGGUCACUGCACUAUCCAGCUACGAGGAGAAGGAAGAUGAGUUUAAAGAGCAGGUUGCGCAACUCAGGCAGCGGUUUUUCCAUUCUAUAUCUCCAGGAGGGCUUGCUGCUGAUAGAAGGGGUGUUGUCCCUGCAUCAGGAUUUGCUUUAAGUGCACAGCAGAUAUGGAAAGUUAUAAAAGAGAAUAAGGAUCUGGACCUUCCUGCUCACAAGAUCAUGGUUGCCACUGUACGGUGUGAAGAGAUUGCCAAUGACAAGCUCAGCCGUUUAAGAUCUGAUGAGGGUUGGUUGGCACUAGAGGAAGCUGUUCAAGCUGGUCCAGUGCCAGGUUUUGGGAAACGACUCAGCUCAAUCUUGGAAACCUAUUUUGCAGAUAUGGAUUACCCUAGGCAUAGACAAGAUAGUAGCCUACUUCAGAGAACUUCUGAGUUAGAGUCUCGAUAUGACCUGGAGGCUAGCUACUUUGAUGAAGGUGUAAGAAAUGCAAAGCGGCAGCAGUUGGUGUUGAAAAUGUUGCAGAUGGUGCAUCAUUCUUAUGUUGCUUUGUUGGGACAUCUCCGUUCUAAAGCUCUUGAAAAUUUUAGAACUAAACUGGAACAAUCAUUGCACAGAGGAGAAGGUUUUGCUGCAUUUGUUCGUAUAUGUACUCAGUCUUCCAUGCUUGAGUUCGAUCGGGGGUGUGCAG